Molecule: messenger RNA, 1065 nt
Organism: Rotaria sordida
Lineage: Eukaryota; Metazoa; Rotifera; Eurotatoria; Philodinida; Philodinidae
Source: the annotation of a GenBank genome assembly
AUGCUUAGAGAUUCAAGCGGAUGUGCUUCUUUUCGCGGUUCAUCUAAUCCUUCUACAGCUGCAGUUGUGAGUGCUGGAGCAUGUUUAACAAGUAAUCCAAGCUAUCAAGCUGCUGUACCGUCUUCACCCGGUUACGGUGUUGCCACUUCGGGAGCAUGCUCAACAAGUAAUCCAUGCUACCAAGCUGCUGUACCGUCUUCAGUGGGCUACAGUACAUCGUCAAGCAAAGUUUAUAGCUCAUAUAAACCGAGUUCACAAUCUACUGAUUCGUAUUCAUCGAGCUAUCAUGGUUCAUCUAGUUAUCCUAGUAAUUCACACAAACCGAGUUCAAAGUUUGUUUACUCUGCUCAUCCGAAGUCUAAUGCAUCAUCAUAUAACACUUUUAAAUGGUUCAAUCAGAGUUCUAAAAACAAACAUUCAUUAGCGGCAAAAAAUCAUGGACAAUUGAAUACGAGUUUGACUUUGAAAAAACCGCGUUCUCAUUCUGUCAUAUCGCACUCAACCCAUUAUCCUAAUUCAAAUUUUAUUCAACUUCUACCAGUAUCAACACAAUUUCCAGAUACUAAACUUUUACCUAAGUCAAUGAUGAACAUAUCCAUAUCAGAUCAGGUAGUCAAUUUUUAUCCAGUACAUAAAAAAGGUCCAAAUUAUCUCAAAUAUUGUAUUGGAUGGUUAUCCAAUGAGGACAAACCUCGUAGCAUGAGAGAUUGUAUUUGGCAAUACACAUCAGGCCCAAAUUGGUAUUGCACCGAAGUCAAUAUGGCAUUAGCAUCAGAUUCACCAAAACUAAAAUCUUAUGGAUCAUACAUCAAACAAUUAAAAUAUUCUAUUGGUAUGUCACAAAUGAAAUUCUCCGGUAUCGUAUUUCGAGGUGCAGACAUGUCACCGAGUGAAAUUCAAGCCUAUGAAACGAAAAAUAUCUUUUUCAUUCCAAGUUUCACAUCAACAUCGAAGUCAAUGCCAUUCAAAGACAAGAACACAUUAUUUCACAUUGAUAUUACACCAGAAUGGUCAAAAUUUUGUAUGGAAAUUCAACCAGAACAUACAAAAAGUGGUCUUUGUUAA